AAGAAAAAAGUCAGAGAAAAUGCCUGACCGUACUUACAAACAUAUUGAUACUGCAAGGAGUCCUACCAGCAUUGCUAGUGUGGAACAUUUCCUCCGAAGUGCAGCCGGGGAUUCUUCUAGGAUGUCACCAACUAGCUCUUCCCCUUCCUCUCCUAUGAAGCAACAGGACCUGGAAGAAGACCAAGGCCUCUAUCAGAAGAAAUCAGUCCUCACCAAAGUGAAGCAAAAGGCCCGGAAAUUUUGCAACAGCCUCAGCAAGAAAAGAAUAGAGGACGACAAUGUCACACCCUCUAGUAGAGCUAGGUUUGCGGAUGAAGAGGAGGAGGAAGAAAUUGAAGAAGAAGAAGAAGACGACGCUGAAUACCUUGGAGCUCCCAUGUAUGAAUCGGAGCAGGCACCUGAGACAUACAAAGAAAAUGCAAGGCAACAUCCAAGAGCAAAUCCAGUAAUAUCUGAGAAGCACGUUUUGCACAACGCUGUCAAACUAGGAAUGCAGGAAGAUCAAGAAAAGCCAAGUGCUGCUGUCAAUCCCAAACUCACUUCAACAACUCAACCUAAUACUGCAACGACAGUGGCAGCAUCUUCAUCCAACGACUCUGAAACCUUAGCUCAGAAAAUGAUACCUGCCUAUGCUGCAGGGUCGCUUUCAGCCAACAGCAUCCCGUCCCAAAAUUCAUCUGUUUCAUCAUCUCGGCUGCAACAUUCAUUUUCCUCACCUGCUUCACAGAGUAGGAAGAAUACAAGCCAAAACGUUGCUUCAGUCAAUGAUUAUUUGAAGAACAAGUCUGAAAAAGAGGGUGAUGCCAAAAUUGAGUCUCCAAAGCAAGAUUUGUCAUCUUCAUCUGCUUCAAAGAGUGGGAAGAUUACUCAAAAGACUCUUUCAUUCAAAGAUUAUUCAACGAACAGGUCUGAACAAGGGAAUGAUGCCACAAAUAUGAUUCCAUUGCAAAAAUCAUCAUCCUUCUCAGUUGCUUCAUUGAGAGGGAAAAACACAGGCCAAAAGAGUGCUUUGGCCAAAGAUUAUUCAAUGAGCAAGUCAGAGCCAAGGGAUGAUAUAAAAACUGAAUCUCAGCCUCAGGUGACAUAUGGAGAAAAUGGUCCAAGUAAUUCAGGCAUGAUGGACAAGGUGAGAGGAGCUGUAAAUUCAUUACUCGGGAAUGAGGAGCCAUCAGAAGAAUAUGGAGUCAAAAUUCCUACUACACGCACUUCAUCACAAACUCAACAAGUAUAUUUUGCAGUUGGUGAGGAUGAGAACCGUGGGAGAAUUCUACAGGCAAAUUAA
Messenger RNA from Vigna umbellata (rice bean), 1282 nucleotides. Lineage: Eukaryota; Viridiplantae; Streptophyta; Magnoliopsida; Fabales; Fabaceae. The record is from RefSeq and is a predicted model, not a curated record.